Messenger RNA from Rhipicephalus sanguineus (brown dog tick), 1429 nucleotides. It is a transcript of the gene TfIIEalpha, whose product is annotated as general transcription factor IIE subunit 1. The transcript is spliced from 3 exons. NCBI's taxonomy places the organism in Eukaryota, Metazoa, Arthropoda, Arachnida, Ixodida, Ixodidae. The record is from RefSeq and is a predicted model, not a curated record. Gene Ontology annotation, biological process: transcription open complex formation at RNA polymerase II promoter; transcription initiation at RNA polymerase II promoter. Gene Ontology annotation, cellular component: transcription factor TFIIE complex. Bases 179 to 1405 code for a protein of 408 amino acids.
ACUUAACGCUCGGCGCGGAAGUGUGGAAGAUGGACGGUACGUCCUACAGGUGUGCGUCAGUUUUGUUUUAAACUGACAACUCGCGCUCCGCUGACACUUCGUGCCGCGCGAUUGUGCAAAUAUACCCGCACCAAAGUACUCCGUCGAUAACCAAAGACAGCGCGCGCCUCGGAUCACCAUGGAAGGAGGUGGCGAAGUUGUCACAGAGGUGCCGAGUUCGCUCAAGAAGCUCGUGCGGCUUACGAUUCGAGGCUUCUACAGCGUGGAACACGUAAUCGUCGUCGACAUGCUCAUUCGGAACCCCUGCGUCAAGGAGGACGACCUUGCCGACCUCCUCAAGCUGGAGAAGAAGCAACUGCGAGCCGUCGUCGCUCAGCUAAAGAGCGACCGCUUCGUCAAGGUCCGACUGCGGAUGGAGACGGGCAGCGACGGCAAGGCGACCCGGCAAAACUACUACUACAUAAAUUACAAGGUGUUCGUGAACGUGGUCAAGUACAAGCUCGAUCACAUGCGCCGCAAGAUCGAGACCGAGGAGCGCGACUCGACGAGUCGCGCGUCAUUCCGCUGCACUGGCUGCUCCAAGAGCUUCACGGACCUCGAAGCGGACCGGCUGCUGGACAUGGCCAGCGGCCAGUUCCGCUGUAGCUACUGUUGUGCGCCUGUCGAAGAGGACCAAGGGGCACUACCGCGGCAGGACUCGCGCCUCCUGCUGGCCCGGUUCAACGAUCAGAUACAGCCGCUGUACUCGCUUCUGCGCGAGUUGGACGACGUGCGGCUGGCGCCGCAUUUGCUCGAGCCCGAGCCGACGGACUUGAGCGCGGUGUUGCAGCAGAGCCGCCGCGCCGGAGGACGCGCCAGUCCGACGGUGCAGAUUCAGCAGGGCCGGUCCAGGGAUGGUCCCUGGAGCGGCGACGCCACCCGGCACCAGGGUUCCGCGCAGGGUGCCGGCAUCACCGUCAACCUGGGCGAGGCGACUCCGUCAGCUCCUUCGGCACCACAGCGCGAGGCGCCAGCGUGGAUGGUCCACAGCACUGUUCUCGACACGCCGGUCGCGCCAGCUAAUGUACCUGAAGAAGUGGCUCCAGUCAUCCCUGAAACGGGAUCGCGGCCUCACAGUGCCAUCAUGGAGACUCUGUUGGCACACGAAAAGCAGCCUGUUGCACAGCCCCCCAAGGACUCGAGUGACUCGGAAGAUGGUCAAGCUAUGCCCGAGCCAGUGCGAGACGUUGCGCAGUCUGACGAAGAAGAAGAUGAGGAGGAAGAGGAGGAGACCCAGGUGAUGGUGGAAGGGAAGCCAGUGCCUCUGCAAGACGUCACGGAGGAAAUGGUGGCCCGCAUGACAAGCACCGAAAAAGAGGACUACAUUCGGCUACGGCAGGAGCUGUACUCCAUGAUGUACGAUUGACGCGAUUGCACGGAUGACAGUUUU